Molecule: messenger RNA, 363 nt
Organism: Spirometra erinaceieuropaei
Lineage: Eukaryota; Metazoa; Platyhelminthes; Cestoda; Diphyllobothriidea; Diphyllobothriidae
Source: the annotation of a GenBank genome assembly
AUGGCUCCAUGUUCUUUCCCAGGACAUCAGCCUCUUCGGGAAGCCAAAUCCUCCGCUGUCGUUACCGGCUACACUCGCCCAAUGACCAACGCCAAACGGGUGAGAAAGAAAUUCUACAACGUCAUACAUGCCUUCCUGGGGACUGUGCUGACUGUGGAAAAGUUGACUGUCUUUGCUGACUUCAAUGCCCGCGUCGAGAGAGACCACGUUGACUCAGGGGCGGAGGGGGAUUGGGAAGAGUUCCUGAUCUUCAUGGACUCGGCGGCUCCAACGAAAACGGCCUCCUCCUCCUCCUCCUCAUCCUCCUCCUCCUGUGUCUUUGCUGACUUCAGUGACCCCGUCGAGACAGACCACGCUGCCUAA